AUGGGUUCCGUUCUGCUGCUGAAGUCCAGGUUCAGGUCGCAGCCGUGUGACGUCAUCACCUCUGAUAUUCUGCACAGUUGUCUGUACGGCAGGUGGAGGAAUGUUCUCGGAGAGCAUCUGUGUGAAGACAAGCACCAUCACAGCAGCAGCUCGAGUCCCAAAACCGCCUUCACGGCUGAAGUUCUGGCGCAGUCUUUCACUUCUCCAUUAUCAGGUAUUUCAGGAAAUGUUCAGAAGCUGUCUAGUCUGGUUCUGCCCAGUGAGGUCAUCAUCGCCCAGAGUUCAGUCCCUGGAGAAGGUUUGGGGAUUUUCUCCAAAACCUGGAUCAAAGCCGGCACUGAGAUGGGCCCGUUCGCUGGGAGGGUCAUCUCCCCCGAACAUGUGGACCUGUGCAAGAACAAUAACCUCAUGUGGGAGGUGUUUAAUGAGGAUGGCACAGUCCGGUGCUUCAUUGAUGCCAGUCAGGAGGACCAGCGGAGUUGGAUGACGUACAUUAAAUGUGCCCGAAAUGAACAGGAGCAAAACCUGGAGGUGGUUCAGAUCGGCAACAGCGUCUUCUACAAAGCUCUCGAGGCUGUUCCGCCGGAUCAGGAGCUGCUUGUUUGGUACGGAAAUUCCCACAAUACCUUCCUCGGUAUUCCCGGUGUUCCAGGUACAGACGAUGAGCACCAGAAGAAAAGAAACGAUGAUUCAUGUGUGUGUGAUGCCCCACCUUCAUCACUGGCCUCCUCUUCCUCGUCAUCAACCGGAAGUCGCAUGCGCUGCGUCAUCUGUCACCGCGGCUUCAAUUCCCGCAGUAACCUGCGCUCACACAUGCGCAUUCACACCCAGGACAAGCCGUUCGUCUGCCGCUUCUGUAACCGUCGCUUCAGCCAGUCCUCCACGCUCCGAAACCACAUCCGCCUGCACACCGGCGAACGGCCCUACAAAUGCCAGGUCUGCCAGAGCGCGUACUCGCAGCUGGCAGGCCUGCGGGCGCACCAGAAGAGUGCCAGACACAGACCGAGCAGCUCAAACUUUGAAGCUGUGCAGCCUUCGCCUCCACCGACACAAAAGCCAGCCGCCUCUCAUCACACACUGCUGCAUCAUAUUCCCACCAUGCUGCUCUGA
Messenger RNA from Xyrauchen texanus (razorback sucker), 1110 nucleotides. Its product is annotated as PR domain zinc finger protein 12-like. The coding region runs from base 1 to 1110 and encodes 369 amino acids. NCBI's taxonomy places the organism in Eukaryota, Metazoa, Chordata, Actinopteri, Cypriniformes, Catostomidae. Gene Ontology annotation, molecular function: histone methyltransferase binding. Gene Ontology annotation, cellular component: nucleus. Gene Ontology annotation, biological process: neurogenesis. The record is from RefSeq and is a predicted model, not a curated record. The transcript is spliced from 5 exons.